AUGGCUCUAAAUAUUCCACCACAAAACACCUUUCUCUACAAAUCCAAUUGGACUCAUGCACUCGAUGAAAGCUUACUCGAAAGCAUCAUUCGCUUGAAGCAUGAACAUGACAUGGCCGGUACUGUCAUUCCCAAGCCCUUCUUCGACAUUGUUGCUGCCUAUAUGGCCUACGAUCUCGGGGUGACCAUGCCGUGGGAAGCUCUAUACGACCGACUGCAGUUCCUAGAGAGUCGAUAUUUGUCGUUCAAGGCUUUGGUGAAGGAGGAUGGUGUAAGGUGGGACGAGCCAAACAACAUCGUUGUGGCCACAGAUGACACUUGGACGACUAUUCUGAAGAAAAACCAACUAGCUGGAGCCUACUAUCGCCAAGCCGAGCCAACCUACUACCAAUUAUACAACAUGUUUGGGCCGAAGGAGGAGAUGCAAGUACAGGAGAACGAGGUCAUAGUCAUCUCAGACACCACUGUCCCAUUGGUUGCAACCAAUCCCGAUGGUCCAGAGGUCGUGGCCGAGACCUCGGAUACAGUCCUUUCACCUGUUUGGCUCAAUGAGCUGAAAUCACGUCGUAAACUUUUCAAUGAUGAUCAAAGCAAUGGAACUCGCGAGUCAUCCAAUGGAAGGCAGACUAUGCCGCCACCGCCGUGCCCACUGAAAAUUCAACGCCGCCCUCCGAUGCCAAAUGCAUCCCCAUGCGGCAGUUCUUGUGCCUCCUCAAGCCCAGGUGGUUGGUGGAAGAACAUGAAUAAUUGA
Molecule: messenger RNA, 750 nt
Organism: Salvia splendens (bonfire salvia)
Lineage: Eukaryota; Viridiplantae; Streptophyta; Magnoliopsida; Lamiales; Lamiaceae
Exons: 2
Coding region: 1-750 (249 amino acids)
Source: RefSeq, a predicted model, not a curated record